Molecule: messenger RNA, 2174 nt
Organism: Myotis brandtii (Brandt's bat)
Lineage: Eukaryota; Metazoa; Chordata; Mammalia; Chiroptera; Vespertilionidae
Exons: 2
Coding region: 805-2151 (448 amino acids)
Source: RefSeq, a predicted model, not a curated record
CUUUACUUUUGUUUUUCACAAUUUGUGUUGCUGCAUCCACAGAUCCAGACUGUUCUUUCUCCAAAUUAAAAACAAAUUCAAAACGAUUUAAAGAAUAUUCCGUUAAAACAAAAUUUGACCGUUAGGCCCUAGAGGCGUCUGAAAAAAGACGGAGAUAAACUCUAUCAACAGUUGUGUUAAAGCUAAAUCACCCGGCAGCUUAAAUGUUUUACGGUUGAUCGUUGUUUUCCUUCCAAUCUCAGUGUUGGACCCUGUGUAUAUGGUAACGGCAUCCUCUCAUCACAGAGGACUCUCCUGGCGCAGACACCGUGCACCAACCGGACCCGGAGGGCUGGCAGCUGAGUGACAAGGCGGCGACCUGUCUCCGGGAAGAGAGGCCGGUGGGGACAGGAGGGGACAUGAUGGGCAGAAGGUAAGGCCCUGGGUCAGAUGCCACGGCCAUGCCUGCGCUCCCCACAUCGGCCACCAGGUGGCGCCGCCUGCCUGUGUCAUGAAGGAAAGGCCAGUCUUGUCCAGGGGACACCCAGCCUUGGUCCUCACCCUGGACAGUGCAUGCGUCCUGAGUGGGUUCAUGAAGAGAACAGCAGCCCACGUGGACAUUGGGCUCUGGGGGACAGUUUGUCCACUGAGCGGCCAGCGGCUGCCACAGGGUCGCCUGUGACUGUGUGGUCACCUCUCUUUGAACCUUAAUUUGCUGUGAUGCCAAUUCCCUCCACGCAGGGACCCGAUGAUCCCUCCGCCUGCCAAGGGCGGCACGGUGACCUUCAGGGUGACCUCCAGGGCUGCUCACGGAGCUGUUAGCCCAUGAUGGCCACGUGUGGCCCAGUUACACGCUGCCAGGACUCUGAGCCAGGACGCUUGGUUAUUCCGGGACCCGUGGGGGGGGGGGCGAUGCUGGCUUUUUACUUGUUCGUUAGCAUAGUGUCCGAGGCAGAAGUCCAGCCCCCAGGGACCCACAGACGCAGAAGAGCCGACACCAUCUCCGUGAGCAGAGGGCACGAGGCUGGCACCGAUGGGUCCCUGGUCCUGAGGCCGGCACAGGGCUCAGUGGGAGUGACCCCGACACGCAGAGCCGCCCUCCACUCGCUGACGGGUGGUGACGAGCCUAAGGGUCAUCUCACCGCCUUGGCUCCUCUGCAGACACCAGAGGGGAGGCCGGUGGACGUGGCCGAGACGACAGAGGGGAGGCCGGUGGACGUGGCCGAGACGACAGAGGGGAGGCCGGUGGACGUGGCCGAGACGACAGAGGGGAGGCCGGUGGACGUGGCCGAGACGACAGAGGGGAGGCCGGUGGACGUGGCCGAGACGACAGAGGGGAGGCCGGUGGACGUGGCCGAGACGACAGAGGGGAGGCCGGUGGACGUGGCCGAGACGACAGAGGGGAGGCCGGUGGACGUGGCCGAGACGACAGAGGGGAGGCCGGUGGACGUGGCCGAGACGACAGAGGGGAGGCCGGUGGACGUGGCCGAGACGACAGAGGGGAGGCCGGUGGACGUGGCCGAGACGACAGAGGGGAGGCCGGUGGACGUGGCCGAGACGACAGAGGGGAGGCCGGUGGACGUGGCCGAGACGACAGAGGGGAGGCCGGUGGACGUGGCCGAGACGACAGAGGGGAGGCCGGUGGACGUGGCCGAGACGACAGAGGGGAGGCCGGUGGACGUGGCCGAGACGACAGAGGGGAGGCCGGUGGACGUGGCCGAGACGACAGAGGGGAGGCCGGUGGACGUGGCCGAGACGACAGAGGGGAGGCCGGUGGACGUGGCCGAGACGACAGAGGGGAGGCCGGUGGACGUGGCCGAGACGACAGAGGGGAGGCCGGUGGACGUGGCCGAGACGACAGAGGGGAGGCCGGUGGACGUGGCCGAGACGACAGAGGGGAGGCCGGUGGACGUGGCCGAGACGACAGAGGGGAGGCCGGUGGACGUGGCCGAGACGACAGAGGGGAGGCCGGUGGACGUGACCGAGGCGACAGAGGGGAGGUCGGUGGACAUGGCCGAGACGACGGAGGGGAGGCCGGUGGACGUGGCUGAGACGACAGAGGGGAGGCCGGUGAACGUGGCCGAGACGACAGAGGGGAGGUCGGUGGACGUGGCCGAGACGACAAAGGGAGGCCGGUGGACGUGGCCGAGACGACAGAGGGGAGGCCGGUGAACGUGGCCGAGUUGUCCUCAUCG